AUGGCCGCACUUGGUAGUAGAGAUCGUGAAUUCGUUAAGGGGCAAGACAUUGCAACAAAUUUUGCAUUCUUUUGUCAUGACCAUAUAAGGACAAAAUGUUCUAUUAAAGAAUUUCUCUGUUUUGUGGUUGGAGUUUAUGAGAAAUUAGCCAAACUACAAGGCAAAGGUUUAAUAAACAUUAUGAUCCUGUUCGUAAUCCUAAACUCAGGAAAAAACAUUACUCUAAUCGUAACCAGAGAUUACACUGUCAAGAAUGUCAAGCAGAAAAUUGAGGAACUUGAAGGAAUCCCUGUGAAUAAACAAAGGCUUGUCUACAUAACCGAAGAAGUACAUAACGAUAAGAAGCUAGAAGACUAUGAUUUUCAGAGCGAAGGGGUUAUGUUUCUGUGUAUGACCCUGUUCGUAAUUUUACUUUCAGGAAAAAAGAUUACUCUUAGGGUGUUUGGAAAUGACACCGUCGAAAGUGUUAAAGAAAAAAUUCAGGAACUUGAAGGAAUCCAAGUGAGUAAACAAAGGCUUGUCUACAAAACUGAAGAACUAGACAAAGAAAAGAAGCUGGAAGACUAUGAUUUCCAGAACGAAGGGACUAUGUAUUUGUGUAUGACCUUGUUCGUAGUUGUACUUUCAGGAAAAACGAUUACUCUUAGGGUGUCUAGGGAUGAUAGCGUCAAAAAUGUCAAACAGAAAAUUCAGGAACGUGAAGGAAUCCCAGUAGAUGAACAAAGACUUGUUUACACAACCUAUGAAUUAAGAGAAAACCAUAAAAAACUGCCAGAAUAUAACGUCCAGAACGAUGGCACUAUGUAUUUGACUAUGAGACUUCCUGGAG
Funneliformis caledonium is the source of this 829-nucleotide messenger RNA. The record is from the annotation of a GenBank genome assembly. Lineage: Eukaryota; Fungi; Glomeromycota; Glomeromycetes; Glomerales; Glomeraceae.